GAAAUGACAGGCAAUGUCACAUAUGGUUCGGUGGUAAACAAAAUAUAGCAUCAUUUUAUAAGUUUCUUCAAAACGGUGAACAUUUGUAUCGUUUGUUUAAAGUUUUUCGCAUAUUCAUUAAUUCAAAAAUACGACUAACAUAAUGCCGAAGUACUACUGUGAUUAUUGCGACACGUACCUUACGCACGACUCGCCCAGCGUACGCAAAACCCACUGCACCGGCCGAAAGCACAAAGACAAUGUGAAGUUCUACUACCAGAAGUGGAUGGAGGAACAGGCCCAGCAUCUCAUCGACGCGACCACCGCUGCCUUCAAGGCGGGGAAGAUCGCCCAGAACCCGUUCUCGGCUGGUCCGCCGAAGCCGAAUGUCGCCAUACCGCCGCCCACGAUGGGUAUGCCUGCCCGGCCGGGAAUGAUUCCCGGCAUGCCAGCCGGAGCGCCGCCGCUACUAAUGGGACCGGGUCCGAUGGGAAUGCGUCCUCCCAUGAUGAUGCCAAUGGGUAUGCCACCAAUGGGAAUGGGUAUGCGACCUCCAAUGAUGAACGGUCCUCCGCCGCAGAUGAGCCAGAAAAUGCAUUACAACGCUUAUCAACUAUAUGAGAACGUAGUGCGCUGUGAAAACCGGCGGCCGUACUAAAUUUUCCUCCCGUCAAAUAUUUGAACAAUCCUACUUUCAAAUGAUUUCUGAA
This is a messenger RNA of Armigeres subalbatus, 689 nucleotides long. It is a transcript of the gene snRNP-U1-C, whose product is annotated as U1 small nuclear ribonucleoprotein C. Gene Ontology annotation, molecular function: pre-mRNA 5'-splice site binding; zinc ion binding. Gene Ontology annotation, biological process: mRNA splicing, via spliceosome; spliceosomal snRNP assembly; mRNA 5'-splice site recognition. The coding region runs from base 143 to 637 and encodes 164 amino acids. Gene Ontology annotation, cellular component: U1 snRNP; nucleus. The record is from RefSeq and is a predicted model, not a curated record. The transcript is spliced from 3 exons. NCBI's taxonomy places the organism in Eukaryota, Metazoa, Arthropoda, Insecta, Diptera, Culicidae.